UUUUUGUCUGUCGUCGGUGCGGUGGAUUGUGUUGUGGUUUUCGGUGCUCAAAAAUGUAUUUCGAGGCCUAAGCCCAAAAUACGUUGUGUUAACAAUGAAAAGUAGUCCCAGUCGUAAAUAUGAAAGUUUCACCAACGAGCAACAAGGGAAGGAAACGGAUAAAUACUCGCUAGACAGUCAAGAUACAGCCAGUCUGCAUUCCAACCCGGAGGAGCGGCGUGUGAUCGACGUGGGAGUCGGCGCCGGCGACAUGUGGAUCAGCGCCGUAGAGGGCUCCAUCCUCACCUGGGAGGAGGUAGCCGACCGUCUCCAUGUAGAUGUCCGCCGCGGACUAUCAUGGCGGGAGGCGAACGAUCGUAUGAACUUCGUCGGACCCAACGAAUUCCAAGUCAAAGAAGAGGAUCCGCUGUGGAAGAAGUAUAUCGAGCAGUUCCAGAACCCGUUGAUACUGCUGCUUCUUGGUUCCGCCGUAGUAAGCAUCAUCAUGCGUCAAUACGACGACGCCAUUUCCAUCACCGUCGCCAUCAUGAUAGUCGUCACUGUCGCCUUCGUUCAAGAAUAUCGCUCUGAGAAGUCCCUUGAAGAGCUUAAUAAACUCGUCCCGCCUACUUGUAACUGCCUCCGCGAAGGCAGCAUUGAGCACUUCCUCGCUCGAAACCUCGUGCCCGGCGACAUAGUCCAUCUCAACGUCGGCGACCGAGUUCCAGCCGACUUACGACUAUACGACUCUACGGACUUAGCUAUAGAUGAAAGUUCCUUUACGGGUGAAACGGAGCCGGCUGUGAAGAAUGUACUACCGAAUAAGACCGCUGCUGGGAGAGUGAAUAAGGAUAAUAUAGCGUUUAUGGGUACUCUGGUGCGGUGUGGUAAUGCCAAGGGCAUUGUGGUCAGCACAGGCGAGCGCUCCGAAUUCGGCGACAUCUUCCGCAUGAUGCAAGCCGAAGAAGCCCCUAAGACACCCCUGCAGAAGUCCAUGGACACCCUCGGGGCCCAGCUGUCUCUGUACUCCUUUUGCAUCAUCGGCUUCAUCAUGGUGACGGGCUGGCUUCAAGGGAAAGCACUGCAGGAGAUGUUUACCAUUAGUGUCAGUUUGGCGGUCGCUGCUAUUCCUGAGGGCCUGCCGAUAGUGGUGACCGUGACUCUUGCGUUGGGUGUGAUGCGGAUGGCCAAACGCAACGCGAUCGUGAAGAAACUACCCACCGUCGAGACUCUGGGCUGUGUUAAUGUCAUUUGUAGUGACAAGACUGGAACGCUAACGAAGAACGAGAUGACAGUGACCUGCAUGUCGACUUCCGGCGGCCAUAUUGCGGAAGUACGUGGCGCCGGUUACAACGCACGCGGCGAUAUCCAACUUCGUGCUUAUAAAGGACGGGACUUGGAUGUAGCGCGAUCUGCUCUACAGAGCAUGCUGGAGGUGGGCGUCCUAUGCAACAACGCCGUGAUUCGCGACGAAACUCUAUACGGGCAACCGACAGAGGGCGCUUUACUCGCGGCGGCCAUGAAGAACGGAAUGGAUGACGUCAGGGAACAAUAUACCAGGCUUCACGAGAUACCAUUCAGUUCAGAAACGAAAAUGAUGGUAGUGAAAUAUGCCCCAAAAUUCAAUGAUGGAAAGCUGAAAGAAGAAGUGUUUGUAAAGGGAGCUAUAGAGAAGAUAUUACCGCUAUGCACACAGUAUAUAGAUAGCGCGGGCAACUAUUCGCCAGUCACCAAAGAAAAGCAGAACGAUUUUAUGACUGAGGCGUACAAUAUUGGCAGGAUGGGUCUCAGAAUCAUAGCCUUGGCUCGCGGCGCAUCUCUCGACGCGCUCACGUACACCGGCGUGUGCGGCGUGUGCGACCCGCCGCGGCCCGGCGUGCGCGAAGCCAUAGCCACUCUACGCACGGCCGCGGUCCACGUCAAGAUGCUCACGGGAGACGCCAGGCCUACUGCCCUUGCUGUUGCUCAAAUGGUCGGCCUCGACGUGCUCCACUCGCAAUCUCUCUCCGGCGACCAGCUGGACACCAUGCCGGACGACGAGCUGGACCGAGUCAUCGAUACUGUCAGCGUGUUCUACCGAGUCACUCCUAAACACAAGCUUUCCAUCGUCAAGUCACUUCAACGACUAGGAAAUAUUGUUGGGAUGACUGGGGACGGAGUAAACGACGGCGUGGCGUUAAAACGCGCCGACAUCGGCAUCGCUAUGGGAAACGGCACGGACGUGUGUAAGGAGGCCGCCGAUAUGAUAUUAGUCGACGAUGACUUCGCUACCAUCAUCGCCGCGAUAGAAGAAGGAAAAUGCAUCUUCUACAACAUUCGCAACUUCGUCCGCUUCCAACUAUCGACCUCCAUCGCAGCAUUGUCGCUAAUCGCUCUCGCUACGCUCAUGGGUAUACCCAACCCGCUCAAUGCCAUGCAGAUAUUGUGGAUCAACAUUAUCAUGGAUGGUCCCCCAGCGCAAUCGCUCGGCGUCGAACCCGUGGACCACGAGGUAGUCCGUCGCCGUCCCAGAGAUACCACACGAAGAAUCAUCUCGAGAGCUCUCCUUGCUAAUGUCUUAUUAUCGGCUGCCAUCAUUAUUGCUGGGACUUUGUGGGUGUUUAACAGAGAGAUGUCAGACAACAAGAUAACUCCCCGUGACACAACCAUGACGUUCACAUGUUUCGUCCUCUUCGACAUGUUCAACGCUCUCUCAUGCCGCUCCCAAACAAAAUCAGUGUUCCAAGUUGGAUUGUUCUCGAAUAAGAUGUUCUUGGCGGCUGUCACCUUGAGCUUGGUGGGGCAGAUGCUGGUCGUCUAUUUCCCGCCGUUGCAGAGGGUUUUCCUUACUGAAUCACUGACCGGACAUGAUAUCAUCUUCCUAGUAUGCCUAACGUCGAGCGUGUUCAUCGUGAGCGAAAUAAAGAAAUUAGUGGAGCGCUCGCUCAAGAAGCGUUCUUUUGGCAAGUUCCCGACCAAGUCGCACGACGCGUUGGACUUCGUAUGACAGGAGGAGCGGAAGGAGGAGUAAGCCACAACGCAGUCAAAGAAAUUUGUGGUGAAACGGACAGUAUAGAAAACUUGUGUCAACCAUCAUCCUCAAUGCACCUUAGAGAUUCUACAUCAAACAACCCAGUUAGCGUUUCGAGCGUGCUUAAAUCUCAUAGUGAUAAUUUUGUGCACCUCGGAGACUCUUCAACAGGCGUGCAACUCAAAGUUUCAAGCGAUCCGUCGCAUCACAUAGAUCCAGACGUGUUUGUAUCUCAUAAUGAUAAUUUUGUGCAACUCCGAGACACUUCAUCAGGUGAAGACCCCUUACUUAGAGAUUCAAAAGUGUUUUUAUCUCAUAGUGAUAAUUUCGUGCACCACCGAGACCCUUCAUCAAGUGAUCCCGUGCAACUAAGAGUGUCCGACGUGUUUUUAUCUCGUAGUGACAAUGAGUACUCUAAAGAUUUGUAUAGAGCGGUCAAUAGGGAGGAUGGUGAAUGCUUUACCAGCUGGCUUGGUGAACCUUUGGAUAAUGAGAGUAAGAUUUUGUUUGAGUAAAUUUUAGUAUGGUUUUUAUAUGGAUCCUGACAGUGAAUCUUGAAAACUAAAUUUCGAUAUUUUGAGAAUAAAUGUAUCUUUAACUUCCCGAAUUUACUGCUAGUUUUGUGACGUCAUUUCACAUAGAUUUUGUAUAGAACGUCACAAUACUGACUCAUACAUUUUGUAUGGAAAUUUAGGUCACUUUUUGUUUGAAAUCUAGUUUGAUUUAAAUAAUAAAUUAGCAUUGAUCGAGAAACAUCUUAUUUUGGAAUCACUAAAUAUUUAUUUGGAGACUAUUAUAGUUUUAAAGAUAUCUAAUAAAUUAUUAAGCUGUAACAGUAGUCAAAAUUUCUGUUUGUAUAACUCAUAAUUUGAAGAAAUCAACAUUGACACAUUCAAUGUUCUAAAAUUAUUGUAGUUCUCAUGUAGGUCUCUUGAAUAUUAAAUUAAUACUAUCAAGGACCAUAAAAGAAAGACCAGGAAAGAUUUUGUGUAGCAAAAAGUGGCGAACCCGCGAGUAACCUCCAGCAAUCAAUGGUUCUAGAGGUCUGCCAUCUAUUAAAUUUCAUCAUUACUAAGUUAUUGAAUUGACUACUAAAAAUAAAAUAUUUAAAAAUUGUGUAUUGAAGUCAUUAAUGUUCUUAAUAUAAAGCAGUAUGACGUUUGUUUCUAAAACAAUCAAAACACACGUAAAUAAUAUUAGUGAAAAUAACAUUUUUUCCACUUCCAGGCUACGAAGUAACGCCAUCUAGUUUUAAUAUCGCAUUUUGAGCUUUUUCGGAGUUCCUUUUUUUUGUAUGAGAUUAUCAGUCCAUCUCUUUUAUGGUCCUUGAUACUAUUUUGGUCGUUCGCAGUAUAGCCACAUCGUGAAAUUCUUGAUCCUAUAAGAUAAGCCUAUUGAUAAAAUUAUUUAAAUGAAAUUGAACAUACAAUUGUAAAACAUAUUUUACCAAGAGAACAGUAAACCUAGUUAUUUCGUUUUAAUAUUUUCUUGUACAACAGACGCAUCCAUAUAAUGCGUCUCUCUUGGACAAGAACUAUAUUACCUAAUCGGAUGCAAUUAAGUACUUUAUUUCGUACAUUCACGAGAAGUAGCUAAGUUGGGCAAGAUGUCCAAAAUGAUCUAAAGCCUGACCAGAAAUAUAUGAUCAUUGCCGAGAGGGCGCUGUUAUUCUCAUGUAUAGAGUGACAGUGCAGUAUAGUAUGAAAAAAAUAGUUCCAGUGAAAUUCCGCAACAUGGCGCGUGAUCAUAUAUUCCUGGUCAGGCUUUACACGCGCUUAUUCUCUUAUCAAUAAAGUCGUAAUUAGUUUAUUUUGAACACCUAGCCCGCUUAGAUAUUUCUGCGGUUUUGUGUCUGAUUGCAUGUCGAAAAACUUUUACAAGAUCGUUAUUCAAAAAGGUACCUAGCUGCAUGUAAAUAAGGUCCAUUUUGAAAUGAAUGAACACAACAUGCUAUCGCAUAAGAGGUGAUAUCUAGGGGAAGAAAUUAGUAACGUUUAUAUUUUCAUAUUCAUUUUAAUUUAUUUUUUUACUGUUUUUUAAAUGCCUCAGUAUUUUGUCGAAUUUUUAAACUAUUAUUUAUUUGUAAGUGUAAUUUAAUGAAUAUGUUGUGAUUA
Cydia strobilella is the source of this 5103-nucleotide messenger RNA. RefSeq names its product calcium-transporting ATPase type 2C member 1 (gene SPoCk). Gene Ontology annotation, molecular function: P-type calcium transporter activity; ATP hydrolysis activity; ATP binding. Gene Ontology annotation, cellular component: plasma membrane; Golgi membrane; endoplasmic reticulum. NCBI's taxonomy places the organism in Eukaryota, Metazoa, Arthropoda, Insecta, Lepidoptera, Tortricidae. The coding region runs from base 95 to 2965 and encodes 956 amino acids. Gene Ontology annotation, biological process: calcium ion transmembrane transport; intracellular calcium ion homeostasis; manganese ion transport. The record is from RefSeq and is a predicted model, not a curated record. The transcript is spliced from 18 exons.